AUGGAUGGUAUGGAGAUACUUCAGGGCUUCCACCAGUCCUUGCAAAACCUUUACAACAAUGAGGAGUUUUCUGACCUCACCAUCAAAUGCAAGGGCACCGAGAUCAAAGUCCACAAGAUGGUCUUGGCAUGCCACUCACAACACUUCAAAAAGAUGUUCAGCGGUCCAUGGACAGAGAGCAAAGAAAAUGUGCUCGAGAUCAAGGACUUUGAGCCAGCUGUCGUAGAAGCUAUGCUCCGCUUCAUGUACGAUUUUCACUACGCUGGAAACAAACACGCAGACACAACCUUCCAUGUCAAAGUCCACGAAUGCGCAGAUUACUACGCGAUGGAUGUACUCAAGAAUAUGGCAGCCGAGAACUUUAGGUCGGUCGUGGGAUGGGUUGUUACCCAGAAGGAUCUUGUAGCGCUUAUUGAAUAUCUAUACGCAUCACCAGAUCUCGGUCUUCGUAAUCUUAUCCUAGACAGAAUCACCGAAAGGAUUGAUGUCCUACUGGAUCAGGACUGGUUUGAUGGCGUGAUGGUGUCAGUGCCUGAAUUUGCAGCUGCCAUGUAUGCCUUGGAGUAG
Molecule: messenger RNA, 567 nt
Organism: Fusarium coffeatum
Lineage: Eukaryota; Fungi; Ascomycota; Sordariomycetes; Hypocreales; Nectriaceae
Exons: 4
Coding region: 1-567 (188 amino acids)
Biological process (GO): proteasome-mediated ubiquitin-dependent protein catabolic process; regulation of proteolysis
Cellular component (GO): cytoplasm
Molecular function (GO): ubiquitin protein ligase binding
Source: RefSeq, a predicted model, not a curated record